Pseudoliparis swirei is the source of this 648-nucleotide messenger RNA. RefSeq names its product fibroblast growth factor 17 (gene fgf17). Gene Ontology annotation, molecular function: growth factor activity; type 2 fibroblast growth factor receptor binding; type 1 fibroblast growth factor receptor binding. Bases 1 to 648 code for a protein of 215 amino acids. Gene Ontology annotation, biological process: fibroblast growth factor receptor signaling pathway; positive regulation of gene expression; positive regulation of cell population proliferation. The transcript is spliced from 5 exons. Gene Ontology annotation, cellular component: cytoplasm. Lineage: Eukaryota; Metazoa; Chordata; Actinopteri; Perciformes; Liparidae. The record is from RefSeq and is a predicted model, not a curated record.
AUGUACGGACUCAACCAGCGCUGCCUGUACAUAUCGUUUCACCUCCUCGUGCUGUGGAGCCACGCUCAGGGGGAGAGUCACCCGUCUCCUACUUUUAAGCAGUACGUGAGCGCGCAGCGCGGCGGCGCGCCGGACCCGCUGAGUCGCCGCCAGGUCCGGGUCUACCAGCUCUACAGCCGCACCAGCGGCAAGCACGUCCAGAUCCCGGGGCCCCGGGUCUCCGCCACCGCCGAGGACGGGGACGUGUUCGCUCGUCUCUUCGUGGAGACGGACACCUUUGGGAGUCGUGUGAGGAUCCGAGGAGCAGAGAGCGGUCUCUACCUGUGUGUGAGCCGGAGGGGAAAGCUGGUUGGGAAGCCCAACGGCCGGAGCAGGGACUGCAUCUUCACGGAGAUCGUCCUGGAGAACAACUACACGGCCUUCCAGAACGCCAAGCGGCGGGGCUGGUACGUGGCGUUCAGCAGGAAGGGGCGGCCCGUCAAGGCCUCCAGGACCCGGGAGAACCAGCGGGAGGUCCACUUCAUCAAGCGGCUGCACACGGGCCCGCCCCCCUUCCCCAACACCGACCAGAGCAAACACUUUGAGUUCACCCGCUUCCCGGCCGCGCAGCGAGCGAAGCGCAACAGGAAGUCGCGCGGCUCUCGCUAA